Messenger RNA from Hemiscyllium ocellatum (epaulette shark), 4564 nucleotides. RefSeq names its product zinc finger RNA binding protein (gene zfr). Gene Ontology annotation, molecular function: single-stranded RNA binding; double-stranded RNA binding; zinc ion binding. NCBI's taxonomy places the organism in Eukaryota, Metazoa, Chordata, Chondrichthyes, Orectolobiformes, Hemiscylliidae. The coding region runs from base 557 to 3688 and encodes 1043 amino acids. Gene Ontology annotation, cellular component: precatalytic spliceosome. The transcript is spliced from 21 exons. The record is from RefSeq and is a predicted model, not a curated record.
CAGCGCUUCCCUGUUCAGAGCAGACUUCCAGGGACAUCCGUGUAAGGAAACAUAGAUUGCUGGACUGCUGCAAAAGUAUUUAUUGGUGCAGUACGCGCAUUGCUGCCAGCGAAACUGGGACACAGUACGGUCAUCUUCGCGUGAGUGUGUAAGAAGAGCUGUAAACGCGUGAGCCUUAUGCAUUACACUUGACAAGGCUGGAUUAAGAUUGUUCGAUUGCAGACUUGCCAAGGUCAGAUCAUUGGCAGCCCAGACGACGAGAUUAAAAACGUUGAAGCUCAUUGCAGAUCGUUUGAAAUGAAUCUAGCAGUUGUUACGUGUUUCUGUUCUUAUAGAAAGACACACAGAAACAAGCGGAUCUUUACUUUUGUGUAAAAAGAACGGUGAAUUGAUAUUUCCCAAAUCUGUGGUGGGGGAAGGGAAUCAGACAGUCCAGCACGUCGAAUGGGGAUCUGAGUCCCGCACCAGCCUUCCUUCCAUUUCUCUCUGGACUGGAUCUUAAGGUUCCAACACUCGAAAGGUGAAAGGUCGCGGUUGGUGGCUCAAAGAAACCCCCAUGAUUCCUAUAUGUCCAGUAGUUUCUUUCACGUACGUGCCCGGCCGGCUAGGCGAAGAUGCCAAAAUGGCUACCAGUAACUACUUUGGAUUUGCCCAUGGUGGUGCUGCGCAGUACAGCCAACAGCCGGCCACUGGCAUUGCAUACUCUCAUCCAACCACAGCUGGCAGCUACACAGUCCAUCAGGCCCCAGUAGCUGCACAUGCUGUGACAGCAGCAUAUGCUCCUGCAGCUGCUGCUACAGCAGCCAGACCUGUUCCUGCAGCUGCUGCCGCUGCUGCUGCUGCUGCCGCCGCCACAGCAGCAUAUGGAGGAUAUCAAACAGCACAUACUGCAGCAGAUUAUGGAUACACACAGCGACAACAAGAAGCCCCACCACCACCACCACCAGUCACAUCACAAAAUUAUCAGGAUACGUAUACAUAUGUGCGUUCCACAGCACCAGCUAUCGCCUAUGACAGCAAACAAUACUACCAACAACCUGCUGCUGCAGCUCAGCCACAACCUACUGCUGCAGAAGCAUAUUAUCAAGCUGCUGCAAAAGCAGGAUAUAGUCAAGCUGCAACACAAUACACACAAGCUCAACAGACUCGACAAGUGACAGCGAUAAAACCAGCUACACCAAACCCAACUACUACCUUUACUGUUUACCCAGUGUCCACAACAGUGCAACCUGCUGCUGCAGCAGCUGCUACAGUGGUUCCAUCCUAUACUCAGAGUGGUACAUACAGCUCAACUGCUGUGACUUAUACUGGAGCUACGUAUGCUGGAUAUGAAGCUGCAGUGUAUUCUGCUGCAUCUUCCUAUUACCAACAGCAACAACAACAGCAGCAGCAACAGAAACAAGCAGCAGCUUGGGCUGGGACCACUUUCACUAAGAAAGUGCCAUUUCAGAAUAAACAGAAACCAAAACAGCCACCUAAGCAACCACAGAUCCAUUAUUGUGAUGUUUGUAAGAUCAGUUGUGCUGGACCACAGACUUACAGGGAACAUUUGGAAGGACAGAAACACAAAAAGAAGGAAGCUGCUCUGAAAACUACUAACCAAAACAGCAAUACUGGAACAGCUCGAGGCAUUCAAAAUCAACUACGUUGUGAGCUCUGUGAUGUUUCUUGCACUGGAGCUGAUGCUUACGCAGCUCAUAUUCGUGGAGCAAAGCACCAGAAGGUAGUCAAGUUACAUACCAAACUUGGUAAGCCCAUUCCAUCAACAGAACCAAGCAUGGUAAGCCAGACUACGACUACAACUACAGCCGGAACCUCUGUCAAGCCAGCUCCCCCAAACCCGCCCACAGGAUCCAGUAGUGGUACGGCUCCUGCAACUGCUACAAUUUCUCCCACUGUAAAGCCUAAUCCAGUUGCUGCGGUAUCUGUGAAUAAUGUUGCUAACAAGCUGCUUGUUGCAAAAAAGACGCCAACCCCAAAGAUAACUUUUGUUGGUGGUAACAAGUUGCAGAGUACAGGAACAACUACUGCUGUAAUUGAGGAAGUCAAAGCCCCUGAGGUUAAAGUGGCAACACCACCUGUUCAGGAGAAUAAAUCAGAGGCAGUAGCGGAACCAAUGACAACACUUGCUGCAUUGCAGAGUGAUGUUCAACCCGUUGGUCAUGAUUAUGUGGAAGAGGUACGAAAUGAUGAAGGCAAAGUGAUUCGUUUCCAUUGUAAGUUGUGUGAGUGUAGUUUCAAUGACCCGAAUGCAAAAGAAAUGCAUUUGAAGGGGAGAAGACACAGACUGCAGUAUAAAAAAAAAGUAAAUCCUGAAUUACAAGUCGAAGUAAAACCAAGCAUUAGAGCAAGAAAAAUCCAAGAAGAAAAAAUGAGAAAACAAAUGCAGAAGGAAGAAUAUUGGAGACGGAGGGAAGAGGAGGAGCGAUGGCGUAUGGAAAUGAGGCGAUAUGAGGAGGACAUCUACUGGAGGAGAAUGGAAGAGGAACACCAUUAUUGGGAUGACCGUCGCAGAAUGGCUGAUGGGUAUCCACCAGGCCUCCUUGGUGUCCGACCAGGAAUGAUGCAACCCCAUGGACCACUACCUCCCAGGCGCCCAGACUCGUCGGAUGAUCGCUAUGUAAUGACAAAGCAUGCUGCUAUAUAUCCAACUGAAGAGGAGCUGCAAGCUGUCCAGAAAAUCGUUUCCAACACUGAACGUGCUCUUAAACUUGUGUCUGACUGCAUCACUGAACAAGAUAAACCAAAAAACAAAGAGGAUGAAAAGAAAGAUGCAAUCAAAGAUAGAAGAGACGAUAGCCAGAGAGCUUUGAAAGGUGUAAUGCGAGUUGGUGUGCUUGCCAAAGGGUUGCUGUUACGUGGGGACAAAAAUGUGAACCUUGUUCUGCUCUGUGCAGAGAAACCAACCGGAACACUGCUAAAUCGCAUUGCAGAGAACUUGCCAAAGCAGCUUGCGGUAACCACUCCUGAGAAAUAUGAAGUGAAGUGCUGCAUACCUGACUCUGCCAUACUACUCAAUUCAUAUACGGAACCAAAAAUGCAAGUCACCAUCACACUUACAUCCCCGGUCAUUAGAGAGGAGAACAUGAGGGAUGGAGAUGUAACCUCGGUUAUGGUGAAAGAUCCACCGGACGUCUUGGACAGGCAAAAAUGCCUUGACGCUCUGGCUGCUCUACGCCACGCUAAGUGGUUCCAGGCUAGAGCCAAUGGUUUGCAGUCUUGUGUGAUUAUUAUUCGCAUCCUUCGUGAUCUUUGCCAGCGUGUGCCUACCUGGGGAGCAUUGCCAAGCUGGGCCAUGGAACUGCUGGUGGAAAAGGUAAUCAGCAGUGCUUCUGGACCACUUAGCCCUGGUGAUGCCAUGAGGAGAGUUUUUGAAUGUGUCGCUUCCGGAAUUCUUUUACCAGGUGGUCCUGGACUUUAUGAUCCUUGUGAAAAGAACCCUAGUGAUACACUAAAUUCAGUGACUAUACAACAAAGGGAAGAUAUCACAGCUAGUGCACAGUUUGCACUGAGAUUAGUAGCAUUCCGUCAGAUUCACAAAGUUCUUGGAAUGGAUCCAUUACCUCAGAUUAAUCCACGUUUCAAUGUACGUAACCGAAAGAGGAGGAGGGACAAUAGUGAUGGCACUGAUGGAUUGGAAGCAGAAGGAAAGAAGGAUAAAAAAGAUUUUGACAGUGGAGAAUUUUAAAUCAUUAUACAUAGUACUCCAGAUUGUUAAUACAAUGUUGACUUUCGGUGAACUUGGCAGAAAGCAGUGUCUGACUUCUAAGUUUCGAUUUAUUUUAAAAGAAAGUUAUGGUAAAUGUAAAUAAAGUACUCAUCUGCUUUACACUCAAAUGGCAUGUUGUUUCAGCAUAUUUAAACUGAUUGUUAAUGGUCCUAUUUGUGACAUUUAUCCAGAACUACUUAACCUUUACAUCAUUUCUCUAAUCCUUAGCACAAAACCAAUUUUAUACACUUAGAGGUUCACAUGUAAACAGACUUUCAACUUGAAUCUCGUUUAACAUAUUAAAAAUGGGAUGGAGGGCCAUGUUAAUUCUGCAGUAUACCACAGAUAGCAGUGCUUCUAAGCACUUGCAACUCAAAUACUGCAACUUCAGUUCAACUAAAUGUGUGCUUUUGCAGAACCUGUGACUUCUCUAUCAAGCAAAAAGAUGAAUGUGAAUAAGAACCAGUUUCUUUGGUUUAUAUAAAGUUAGUUUCUUGUCAGCUGUGCAUCAGCAUAAAAAAAGCAGUUCUGUGUAUGGGCUUGUCAGCGAUUUUAAUGCAGUGCUUUUACAGUCAUUCCUAGUAAAUCUUGCAUGACUGAGCUAUAGCCUUGGAAGUUUGUGUUGUAGCAAUGCUUUUAUAAAACUUAACAGUUUACUUGUUUAUUUUUGUUUUGUUUUCAGUGGUAAGAAUAAUGUGUAGUUGUUUUAUAUGGUUUAAGUAUGUAGUAACUAUACGCUUGUAUGCAGUUGAUGUGAUGAACAGUUCUGUUGUAAUUGAAGUUGAACUGUCCCCCUGAUGUAUACUUUGUCACUUCUUACCGCAUCAAUAAAACUUAGAGGACAUUAUAUUUCCA